Molecule: messenger RNA, 462 nt
Organism: Arachis ipaensis
Lineage: Eukaryota; Viridiplantae; Streptophyta; Magnoliopsida; Fabales; Fabaceae
Source: RefSeq, a predicted model, not a curated record
AUGGUCAGGGAGGAGUGGAGGAAUAUUGGGAACCUGCAGUUCACAGAGAAGCUGAAGGCCUUAACGCUGCCUUUAGGUAGAUGGCACAAGGACAAGUUUGGUGACACGGACAAGAAAAUUCAGCGAUUUGAAGAGGAGAUCAAGAAGAUAGAUGAUAUGACUGGCAUUGGAGUUUAUGAUGGUACAGUAGAGGCUAGAAGGAAAGCGCUGGAGAGAUCACUGGUCGUGGAGUUUAGGGAUGGUUUAGUAAAUAGGAUUGAUGAAGAAGAGUCAGCGGCGUUGGAGAGUACACCGACAAUGGAGGAGGUAAGAGAGGCAGUUUGGGAUUGUGAAUCAUCUAAGGCUCCAGGAAGUGAUGGGUAUAACAUGAAUUUCAUUAAAAAGUGUUGGGAUGAUAUUGGUAUAGAGUUCACGUCGAUUGUGCUGGAGUUUUUCCGGUCAUCAAAGUUGCCUUCUGAUUAG